Gossypium arboreum is the source of this 462-nucleotide messenger RNA. RefSeq lists its product as uncharacterized. The annotation marks the transcript as partial. The transcript has a single exon. Lineage: Eukaryota; Viridiplantae; Streptophyta; Magnoliopsida; Malvales; Malvaceae. The record is from RefSeq and is a predicted model, not a curated record.
UCGGAUCGCCAAAAGUCGUAUGCGGAUUUGAAAAGAAAAGAUAUUGAAUAUCAAGUUGGAGACAAGGUCUUUCUCAAAGUUUCACCUUGGAAGAAGGUGCUUAGAUUUGGUCGUAAGGGCAAAUUGAGUCCGAGGUUCAUCGGGCCAUAUGAAGUGUCCGAACGAGUUGGGCCAGUUGCAUAUCGAUUAAUUUUGCCCCCUGAGCUCGAAAAGAUUCACAACGUUUUUCAUGUCUCGAUGCUUCGACGAUAUAGGUCUGAUCCAUCGCACGUAAUUGCUCCAUCUGAGAUUGAGAUCCAGCCUAAUUUGAGCUAUGAAGAGGAACCGGUUUGCAUUAUGAAGCGUGAAGUAAAGGAAUUGCGCAAUAGGAAAAUCCCGUUAGUGAAGGUGUUGUGGCAUAAACACGGAAUGGAAGAAGCCACUUGGGAACUUGAAGACUCUAUGAAAGAGCGAUACCCGAGC